AUGGGCAUCGUCAGUAGUAAGCCCGAAGAGGGACCUGCUCUCUACUUGAGAGACCAGAACCGAUUGAGCAUAUCCUCCUUGGUCGUCACAAAUCCGCGAAAGCGCACUUCCGUGAACGUUGUUCCCAAUGCAUUUCCUGCUACUAGAGAUCCCGAUACUUCGAAUCCAACGGCACCGCCGAAUUUCCUCGUGAAGCUCAGCAAUGAUGACGAACUUAUAUUCUCCUUCACAUUUGUCAUGCGCCAGGUACAGCUUGCGCAACCAACAUCACCUUCCGACUCAGCACCCACCUCGGUCGAUACGAGCAUAUCGGGACUUACCUAUGUCUACGCCUCAAAUCUCAAAGAAGUCGAGAACUUGGUGACCAGAGAGUUUCAUGCAGAUCCGAACCUUCACAGAAACGCCAACGUCGCAUUGGUUGGUGAUUAUUCAACAGGAGGGAGCCCAUCAGUGUCAUUCGAAUGGACCUGGAAAUGGAAGCCCCCGAAGCCAACAGAGGACAAGGGUGGUGGCUGGAGAAACUCAUGCAGUUUUGUUGAAUAUGACCCUCGCGCGCAUCGACUGCACACGUUGGCCAGUUUCUCCUACUUUGUUGCAGGUACCAAACCUCAUGGGAACGUUUAUGCCUCACCCGCUCAUGCUUUUUCAGGCACGCCGGCGUCUUUGAGUCACCCGAGCUCACCAUCGCCUCCUUUCCUUUUGGCGUCACCGCCCAAAAUUCGUGUUGCGUCUUCUCAAUCAGUUGACUCUCGCAUGACUGUUCCCGAUGUGAUUGAUGAGCCUGUUUCACCUCUAGUUCCCUACGCCGAGAUACCUCUCACACCUGGACUACCUUACCUCAAAGAAGCUGUCAAAGUGGAUGUGGCUUGCCCUAAACCAGGUGAGGAAUCCAUGGUCAGUGACGAUGGACCUGUGUUCAGGGCUACUCUCAAGGCCCUAGAGCAAAAGACAGGCAAUAUGAGGACACAGAUGAAGAAAGUUUUAAAGAAAGCAGAACAUGCGCACUCUUGCCAGAACGAAGCCAACGAUGCCUUUCUUUCCUUUGUCGAUGCUCUACGAGAAGCGGCGUCGACCAAUGCCAACGCAGUGCAGCCAGCUUUGGAACAUUAUUUCGAUAAAAUCGCCAGAGAAAUCUUAUCGUACGAGCGCCAAAACACUUACAACCUCCAGAAGAUUAUCAUUGAGCCUGUAACAAAGCUAUAUCAAGUUGACAUCAAACAAGCCGAAUCGAAGAAACGAGACUUUGAGGAGGAAAGCAAGGAUUAUUACGCAUACUUAUCGCGCUAUUUGGGACAGCGACAGGAUUCGGUCAAGGCUAAGAAACUUGCGGAAGCCGAUUCCAAGUACCAAAACAAACGACGCAACUUCGAACUCAAGCGAUUUGACUAUUCAAGCUUCAUGCAAGAUCUCCACGGCGGUCGCAAGGAACAAGAGGUUUUAUCCCAGCUUACAAAAUUCGCCGACUAUCAAACACGGGGUUUCAUGGCAACUGCAAAGAAGAUCGAGGUCCUUCUUCCACAACUAGAGGCUCUAUCUAGCGAGGUCCAAGAAGCCGAUAAAGAAUACCAGUAUCAACGACGUGAGCGCGAGGAGAAAAGACGGCUUCUCGAGAAGAGCAAUACACCCUACAAGGAACCAGAUCAGGGCAGCACUGCAAGCAACAUGCCUAUUUCCUCUGCCAGCAAUGGCAAUACGGGCAACACAUCGGAUUCUGAUCUAGGCCGCGCCGAUAGCACAGGAUCCCAGUUGAAUGUCGGAUCAGUGGGCAUUCCAUCGGGUGUCGAGUUGUCUAGGUCUCCUGGCAGCCUUGGCCAGUCAUCCGUUGGAAGCCCAGUAGCGGUCUCUAAGUUUAAGGGCAUCCGGGAUCUCGAAGAACGAGAUAAUGUGCCAUCUGUUGUCACCCAUCGUAAAGAAGGUCUUUUGUGGGCGCUCAACAGACCUGGAGGACAUGUCGACCCGCGAAACCUGAACAAACAGGGCUGGCAUAAGUUCUGGAUUGUACUGGACCAGGGCAAGCUAUCUGAGUACAGUAACUGGAAACAGAGGCUCGAUCUUCAUAUGGACCCCAUCGACCUCCGCAUGGCAUCCGUCAGAGAAGCUCGCAAUGCAGAACGACGGUUCUGUUUCGAAGUUAUCACUCCCAGCUUCAAGAGGGUAUAUCAGGCAACAUCUGAAGAAGACAUGAACAGCUGGAUUAUGCACAUUAAUAAUGCUUUGCAGAGCGCGAUGGAGGGCCGCAGUUACCAGGGAAAGCCAACAUCAUCAAACGGUGAUUCCUCCAUGAGGAGGGACAUUGGCUCUGUCCUUACAGGGAAGACACAAUCGCUGAGCCAUGGCAACCACCACAAUACUUCUAACAGUGGUAUACCGAGCCGAAGGAUAACGGUUGGUGCACGACCGAGUGCCAUCAGGACUUCCAGCUCAGGCUAUGACGAAAAUCCUGAUCGAGUGCUUCAAAUGGUCCGAGACAACGAUCAAGGCAACCUGUGGUGCGCCGACUGCGGCUCUGGUUCCAAAGUUGAAUGGGUGUCGAUCAAUUUGGGCAUCAUCCUCUGCAUUGAAUGCAGCGGCAUCCACCGGUCGCUUGGUACUCAUAUCAGCAAGGUGCGAUCUCUAACGCUGGACAUAAAGUCCUUUACUAUUGAUAUUGUCGAGCUGCUACUGUUGAUUGGAAACCGAGUAUCGAACAUGAUUUGGGAAUCAAAGCUCGACCAGUCGCAGAAGCCGACAGGUCAGGCCAGCCGCGAACAGCGUCUCCGAUUUAUCACAUCAAAGUAUGUAGACAGGGCGUUCGUUGAACCUAUUUCGCCAACUUUGUCGCGCUAUGGCACGGCAGACGAGACCUUGCUGGCUGGCAUUAAGAAGAACGAGAUACAGCAGGUGCUCUAUGCGUUGGCGCUCAAGGCGAACCCAAACACAGUCGACAAGAUGAGAGGUACGCAUGCUGUAUGGCUUGCUCUGGCUGCGGCAGACCCGGCAGCACCGUCACCAACACCAUCGCACACAGCAUCCGACGAAGCCAAAGCAGUACCAUUUCCAGUAGCCGAGUUGUUGGUCCAGAACGGGGCUGAAAUUCCUGGAACAAUGCCAGCAUUUCCCCUAGGCCGUUACGCGCAGCUCUACGUAGAGCAGAAGCGUGGACGUACGCUCGUAGGAGGGGGAUCAAGCGAUGCAGUGCCCUCGCUGCCUGCUAACAUGAGUCCAGCCGAGAAGCUCCAGCGCGAGAAAGAAGCUCGACUUCAGAAGCGAGUUAGUACGGGAGGCAGGCUAGCCAGAUCUGCGAUCCCCGAGAGAUAG
This is a messenger RNA of Fusarium graminearum PH-1, 3297 nucleotides long. RefSeq lists its product as uncharacterized. Gene Ontology annotation, cellular component: trans-Golgi network; endosome; cytoplasm. Gene Ontology annotation, biological process: intra-Golgi vesicle-mediated transport. NCBI's taxonomy places the organism in Eukaryota, Fungi, Ascomycota, Sordariomycetes, Hypocreales, Nectriaceae. Bases 1 to 3297 code for a protein of 1098 amino acids. The transcript has 5 exons. Gene Ontology annotation, molecular function: GTPase activator activity; protein binding. The record is from RefSeq and is a predicted model, not a curated record.